AUGUCUCUAUUGCCAUUUUAUAUAUUCUCACUAUGUUUUAUUAAAUCAAUUGAAUUAAAUAAUAUUCAUAAUACUAAUAAUAAUAAUCUUUUUGAAAGUGAUUUUUGUCGAUAUGGUUAUAUUAUUUCACAUUGUUGUCAAACUACAGGUGAUACUCAAAUACUUAAAACAUUUAAACAACUUGAAAUUUAUACAAAAUCAUGUGUAAUUAAUUCAAUUAUUGGUCAUUCUUUACGAUUUCCAAAUAAUGGUACAUUAAUAGAAAAUAAUUGUACUAUGGCUCUUAAUCUUUAUUUACCUGGUCAUAUUGAUAUUAAUGGUUAUAUUUCUAGUACAAUUAAUAAUGGUACAAUUAUUGAUCCACAAAUUAUUGAUUUUAUUUUAAUGAGAUCAUUUA
Molecule: messenger RNA, 397 nt
Organism: Didymodactylos carnosus
Lineage: Eukaryota; Metazoa; Rotifera; Eurotatoria; Philodinida; Philodinidae
Source: the annotation of a GenBank genome assembly